Molecule: messenger RNA, 3043 nt
Organism: Ectocarpus sp. CCAP 1310/34
Lineage: Eukaryota; Phaeophyceae; Ectocarpales; Ectocarpaceae
Source: the annotation of a GenBank genome assembly
AUGAACUGGGACCCCGUGAGGGGGCAGCAUGGGGGAGGAAAACGAGCUAGCUCGAAGGUAAACCGUCUCCGAAUCCUGUUAGUAUGAAAAGCUUUCAGGCGAACUAAGGCCCUCUCGUCGUCAAAAUUCCUCCGGCAAAAAGCUUCGUGCGCCAAAUGGUUGGCGAUAGCAACGAUGAGUCGAUUGGUGCCUUUGCCAAGACCACCAUUCGUUGAAAAAGCAGCAGUAAGGAGGGUAGAUCUAGACGGGUUGAAAGUUCCCGCAUAGUGAUUUGCCUUACUUGCAGCUCGAUCUUCGAGGGCUGAUCCUGGCUUAAGGAUCGACUUGUCGAUGCUUCGACCUGCUGAUGGGUUGACGAUUGUUACGUCGAUCAGAAUGGACUUGGUGCAGAGGUCCUCUUCCUUCUCUCCUGCGUGUAAUCCUGGGGGGAUUACCAAAUCCAUCUUGUAUAGCCCCUUUCCCCUACCAGUGCCUGUGGUAAAAGGGGAAGAAUCCUCAACGGCGAUGGGCAUAUGGCACUCGCGCAGUGUCUUGAGGACCACUCGAACCAUCCUGUUAUGGAGGAAGGUUGAGGCGCCGGUCUUGGUGCAGACGAGGGAGUGGGCUCGGCUCAAGCGGUCCUUGCAUGGUAACAAUGCACCUGCACCACAAAGUUUGCCUGUGUUGCAGUCUGCUCGAUCGUGACUCCCCAGUACACGACCGAUUGACUCUCGAUAUAGAUCAGGCAGCAUUCUUUCAUCUGCUGACAACCCUUGCGUUGUCAACCACGACAAAACUCCCUUGCCUUUCGCUUCCUCCAAGCGGAUCAACGCCCUCUUCUUUGGCGUUUCCUCGCCUACUACUUUCUGCAAGUCUGUCUCCACCAUGUGGCGCACUGCUGCAUGAAGAGGUUUCGAAAGGAGAGCUUGGGCUCCAAAGACUUGGUAGUGUUGACCAAAUUCAUUUCGGCUGAAGGUAGACGGUGGUUGAUGUUCUACGUCAGGGUUUCCAUCUUCACUGGGUUUUCCCGCCUUCCCUGCUUCCAACAAGUAAACUCCUUUGAGGGCGGGGGUUAACUCAUCACUUGUGGCAAGUUUAGCCCAUGACUGCCCAACAGCUUUUUCAAGCUUGUCUUUGGUGAUGAUUUCCUCUAGCUUCUUCAGCGAGUCAAUCAGAGCCAAUCCUGUCGGUAGCUGGGCAAGCCGGGGUAGACAUUGCUCGACUGUGUAUCCUGUCGAUGCUUGCACUGACUUGGAGAACACCAGCGCUUGCCCUGCCACAAAAGCCGAUUCUCGAAUGAGAACAUUGCUCGUGAUUCCUAGUCCUCCUUCACGCAUGGGUAGGUGCACCUGCGCCCGAGCUGUCCCUUUGAAGAAAUCUACCUCCUCGCUCUUCGUCGGGUCUGCGCGUACUUCUUUGACCGUUGGUAUUCUCAUGCUGUCGGCCAUCUUGCCAAGGACGAUCUUACUCAUUGCCCACAUCAUCAUGUUGUCAUGUAAUUUUGCGGCAGAGUUGGUGAUAGACGGUGCAAUCGUCCUCAGCAGAUGGAACAAACGUGGCACACCAGAUAAACGCAGCAGUUGAUAGCUGGCUUGAGGGUCGUCAAGCGUUGCUAGGCGGAGUAUCAAUUCCGCCGGGUCACCACGGGCGAUUUUGGAAACGAAAUUCCUCUGGAACUCCUCUGUUCCUACUGGGAUCCCGACAACUGGCAUGCCACCUUCAGCAACUGACAGACCAAUUUUCGUCAAUUGUUGCUGUUCGUCGUUUGUCAAAGAGGACAUGCAAAGACCUUCCGGGAAAAGCACUUUGGAUUUCGGGAGACUGAGCUCAAUGCCUUUUUGGGAGAGACGUUCCUGAAUCCAAUUCGUUACAGUGGAUAUGGCCUGCAUGUUCCUAGCCAAACCUGGUGGAAGAUGUGCUUGGAGGUCGUCGACGUAUCCGAUGAGUUUCACUCCUGGCACUGGUGGCUUGUUGUUGAACUCUUUCAUGAUAUCAAGAAGUCCUACACAGAAGCCAAACCCUCCCAAAUUGCAGCCUUGUUGAACUCCGCGCUGUGAAAGAACAACCUCGAUCGAACCAUCUUCCAUUUUGAACAGAAGUUUCGCCUUGGUUCGAGCGUAGAUGUUCCCGACGAACUUCAGCAAGUGUGGCGUAUGGUGGCCACUGCUGGCAAGAUGGAAGAUCUGCGCAUGCUGUUGUAAGCAUUUUUCCCAUCAAAGGAGAGAAUGGUGCUGCCUUGCUGGUGGCUGAGGGUUGCUAUGGAAGCCACUAUCUCAACUCCUUCUGGAACAACACCUCCGGACUGAUUUGCUGCUUCGAAGAUGUUCGCAAUUCCUCCCUUGUACUGGCGGCAGAAGCUGCCGCUGAUGAUGCGACGCAAAACCCCUCCAACUGCAAUCGGCCGUUUUUUCUCUCCCAGCGCUGAAAGGUUGGCACUGGUGUGGAGGUUCCAAAAGAAAUCCGGAAGCUCGUCUCCGUAGUAGAAGACUUUAAAGCUGAAGUCCGCCAAGGUUUCAGUGAAAGAAUCACUCAUCCCACCAGCUUGGAGAUACGAAAAACGAAGACCAUCAGGCCCCGGAGCACUCUGAGGGUUGACUUUCUUCACCGUCUGCUUGAUGAACUUGAUUUCGAAUGGUUCAUCAGCAUCGGCGACGGAGUCUAUCUUGUGCGUUUUUAUACCAUAUGAGUGUGUGUUGUUUUCGUCCUAUUUAUUAUGGCGACAGUCCCCUCAUUUUUCGUGGUGAGACGUGUACUACACCUUCAGCGUAUGUAUGUAGACUAGAGUACUAGUCUACACUUUUCAGUGGUUUUUUCGUACAACUACAACCAUCCAGGGUCACACAGGAGGGGGUAAACACAAGGACUUUUCUUCCUUUUAUUUCUUUUCAUGCCCCACCUUCCUCCUGCGGUGCGUGCUGAUUUUUUUUUUUUCGCGAGAAGGGUCCAGCCGUCCCUUUCUCUCGUCAACGGUGCUAACGUCGAAGUCUGGUACUCACGAGAGCUUGUCAGCUGUAUUUCGCUUUCACCCGCACAUUUCGUAAAAUUUUCACCCGAUGGGGGUUCG